AUGGAGGGCUUUAUCCGCUUCCUUCAAGCUAGAUCUGAACAGUUUGCUGUUCUCAGUCAAUUCUAUGGACAUACCAUCACAAAUCAUGAUAAUGGAUACCCCCUCUUUCGCAAGAUCCGUCUUUCAGCGUACUUCAACAAACAACGUGCCGAUCAAAGGCUUAUUCAAGACUUACACGCCAAGUUUGGAGAAGAUGCUGUGUUUGUGAUGGGAAACUGGUCCGCUCCCCAUGCUAGGUAUCAUGAGCCCAUCCGUGGCCUUGGCUUCCGAAGACUCCUCAAGAAGCAUGGGUUCCAAGUCUUUCUUAUAGGCGAGUACAAAGCCAGUAGGCGCUGUCCAACAUGCCACAACGAAAGCCUCCGCACGUUCCGUCGUGUUCCAAAUCCACGACCGUAUCAACGUGAGCGAUAUCCUACUGCUAUCUGCCAUGAUGCACCAUACUGUAGACCCGCCAUGGCAGCACCAGAUAGAUAUCGCUUAUGGAACAGGGAUGUUGCUGCUUGUCUCAACUACAUGCACAUCCUUCGUGAGCUUCGACGUAAUGACAUCGUUCCUCAUAGGUUUCACCGGGUUGCUGUUGCUCCUACAAGACGUCGAAGAAGAGUGGACGAUCAGGAGCAACCUAGAACUAGAAUACGCUUAGACGAUGAUUCUCCGUCCUAG
Messenger RNA from Rhizopus microsporus ATCC 52813, 663 nucleotides. RefSeq lists its product as uncharacterized. Bases 1 to 663 code for a protein of 220 amino acids. NCBI's taxonomy places the organism in Eukaryota, Fungi, Mucoromycota, Mucoromycetes, Mucorales, Rhizopodaceae. The transcript has 2 exons. The record is from RefSeq and is a predicted model, not a curated record.